Molecule: messenger RNA, 488 nt
Organism: Triticum aestivum (bread wheat)
Lineage: Eukaryota; Viridiplantae; Streptophyta; Magnoliopsida; Poales; Poaceae
Product: putative ripening-related protein 7
Exons: 1
Coding region: 6-446 (146 amino acids)
Source: RefSeq, a predicted model, not a curated record
UCACCAUGGCAGGCACCACCAAGGUCGCAGUGGUUUUGGGCAUUGUUCUAGUUUUUCUGCAGGUGUUGUGCGCCGUUUCCGGGCGGCCCACUGUCACAGAAGGCAAGUUUGAACUUCGACAGAACGUCCCGGCGACAAUGACGGUGAACGGCUUCCAGCAAGGAGAGACGGGCGGCGGGCCGGCGUCGUGCGACGGUCAGUUCCACAGCGACGACGACUUCGUGGUGUCGCUCUCGUCGGAGUGGUACGCCAACGGGGCCCGGUGCGGCAAGUUCAUCCGCCUCGCCAACUCAGGCAACAUUCACAUAAACGCCAUGGUCGUCGACGAGUGCGCCGGCUGCGAUAACGAGGUCGGCGCGUCGAUCCAUAUCUGGAAGAACUACAGUCUUGACCCCAGUGUCGGGCAGGUGGACAUCAAAUGGUCCGACGUGCCGGACGAGGCCUAACUCAAACUAAAACUUAAACAUGCAUGCAUGCAUGCAUCCAUG